GAGGGGAAUGCGAUACCGACCCGUUUCUAGAGAGAAAGCCAAAGGAUAUUUUAGAGAGAGAAAGGAAGGAAAAAAAAAAGGGAUACUUCAAAAACACAAGAGUAACGGAUCAUCCCUCAUUCUUCAAUUCCACUUGAACUAUAGGAACAUGGGUUUGAUUUCUGGGAUUUUGAUGGGGACGAUCUUUGGGAUCGCAUUGAUGGCGGGGUGGGUUCAUAUGAUGAGAUACCGGAGCAUCAAGCGCGUUGCCAAGGCAGUUGAUAUAAAACUCCUUGGAUCCCUUAACAGAGAAGAUUUGAAGAAAAUUUGUGGUGAUAAUUUUCCUGAAUGGAUAUCUUUCCCUGUGUAUGAACAGGUGAAAUGGCUCAACAAGCAACUUACCAAAUUAUGGCCAUUUGUUGCAGAUGCAGCAACAUUGGUAAUUAGAGAAUCUGUUGAGCCCCUUCUGGAAGACUACCGGCCUCCAGGAAUUACUUCAUUAAAGUUCAGUAAGCUCUCUCUUGGAAAUGUGGCACCCAAGAUUGAAGGAAUUCGUGUUCAAAGCCUUAAGAAAGGGCAAAUUAUAAUGGAUAUCGACUUGCGAUGGGGUGGUGAUCCAAGCAUUAUUUUAGCUGUUGAAGCUGCUCUUGUUGCUUCAAUACCCAUUCAGUUGAAGGAUCUCCAAGUUUUCACUGUUGCUCGUGUUAUCUUCCAACUUGCAGAAGAGAUACCUUGUAUUUCUGCUGUUAUUGUUGCUCUACUUUCUGAGCCAAAGCCAAGAAUUGAUUAUACUCUGAAGGCUGUUGGUGGAAGUUUAACAGCUCUCCCUGGAAUUUCAGAUAUGAUUGAUGAUACUGUGAAUACCAUUAUCACAGAUAUGCUCCAAUGGCCCCACAGGAUUGUUGUUCCAAUUGGUGGUAUGCCUUUGGAUACAAGUGAACUAGAGCUAAAACCACAAGGGAAGCUUACUUUGACAAUAGUAAAAGCAAAUGAUCUGAAGAACAUGGAAAUGAUUGGAAAAUCUGAUCCGUAUGUAGUUGUACAUAUUCGGCCACUAUUCAAAAUUAAAACAAAGGUUAUUGAAAACAACCUGAAUCCUGUUUGGAAUCAAACAUUUGAGUUGAUUGCGGAAGAUAAGGAGACACAAUCGCUAAUCCUUGAGGUUAUUGACAAGGACAUCACACAAGAUAAGCGGUUGGGCAUAGCAAAGUUACCUUUGAAUGAUCUGGAAGCUGAAAACCCAAAAGAGAUUGAACUGAGACUGCUUCCGUCACUUGAUAUGCUUAAGAUAAAAGAUAAGAAGGAUAGAGGAACCAUCACCAUUAAGGUUUUGUAUCAUGCAUUUAACAAGGAGGAGCAAAUGGCAGCUCUAGAAGAAGAGAAGAGAAUCCUAGAGGAGAGGAAGAAACUGAAAGAAGCAGGAGUCAUAGGGAGCACAAUGGAUGCACUUGAUGGAGCAGCAUCGCUGGUCGGGUCUGGAAUUGGCCUUGUAGGCAGUGGAGUUGGCGCUGGAGUUGGGCUUGUGGGCACCGGCCUUGGGGCUGGAGUUGGGAUUGUGGGAAGCGGCCUUGGAGCUGUAGGCAGCGGUCUGAGCAAAGCCGGAAAGUUCAUGGGCAGGAGCAUCACCGGCCAAUCUAGCAGCAACAAGAGGAAUGGCAGCACAACUCCAGUGAACAACACCCAAGAAAAUGGCGGUGUGAAGCCAACAUAGUGCCAAAGUCUGAAUUUCAUCCAUCCUCUGCACACUAUAAUAAUUAGAUUGAAAUUAAGUUAUUUGUGGGUUCUUCUUUUUCGCUUCCAUCCGCCCCAAUGUCAAUUCUAUUUGCUAGUUUGGAAUCAAAUGACAUAAAAUAUCAGUUGCUUUCAGCUGUGUAGCAACCUGAAUCCCACUUUGUGUUAAUGUGUUAAUACCUAAAAAAUCAAACUUUAAUGGUCUCUGUAUUUAUUCCAUUAUUGCUUCUCAACUCAA
This is a messenger RNA of Vitis riparia (riverbank grape), 1948 nucleotides long. RefSeq names its product synaptotagmin-5. Bases 8 to 1690 code for a protein of 560 amino acids. Gene Ontology annotation, cellular component: endoplasmic reticulum. NCBI's taxonomy places the organism in Eukaryota, Viridiplantae, Streptophyta, Magnoliopsida, Vitales, Vitaceae. The transcript is spliced from 12 exons. Gene Ontology annotation, molecular function: lipid binding. The record is from RefSeq and is a predicted model, not a curated record.